CUGCCACCGAAGUUACUUCUGGUCCCUGCUGUCCCUUCUGCCCUCAGUCUGGACCUGCCCAGGGACCCCUGCAGUUCAGCCUCGCCACCCAGAGGUCUCAGGGAAUCCCAGCCAACUGCUCUCGGCUUCUCCCCAACUGCGCCUCCAGCGGUUUAUGGGGCACGGUCCUGCCCAGCUCUGCUAAGAUGCUUAUGGCCUCUCCCUCCACCCCAUCCAGGGGACGGACCCCCAGCGCAGUGGAGAGGCUGGAGGCCGACAAAGCCAAGUACGUCAAGACGCACCAGGUGAUAGCGCGGCGCCAGGAGCCAGCUCUGCGGGGGACCCCGGGGCCGCUCACCCCGCACGUGUGCAAUGAGCUGGGAACCCCCGCAUCGCCCAGGACGCCCGGACCCGCCCGCCGUGGCAGCGGCAGGCGGCAACCGAGGCCAGACUCCCUCAUCUUCUACCGCCAGAAGCGGGACUGCAAGGCUUCGGUGAACAAAGAGAACGCCAAGGGCCAGGGGCUGGUGCGCCGCCUCUUCCCGGGCGCCUCCCGGGACGCUGCCCCGAGCAGCCCCGGCCCGACAGAGCGACCUGCAGCUCCUGGGGCUUGGGCAGCGCCCCAAGAUGUCCCCGAGACUGCAGGCAAACGGCCGCUGUGCCCCACGUGUUCGCUGCCUCUGUCGGAGAAGGAGCGCUUCUUCAACUACUGCGGCCUGGAGCGCGCGCUGGUGGAGGUGCUGGGCGCCGAGCGCUUCUCCCCGCAGAGCUGGGGCGCAGACGCCAGCCCCAAGGCCGGAACUUCGCCGCCGCCCGGCUCCGGGGACACUAGCGACUGGACCUCCAGCGAGGAGGGCGCAGGCAGCCGGGACUGUGCGGCCGGCGGCGGCGGCGGCU
Messenger RNA from Chinchilla lanigera (long-tailed chinchilla), 876 nucleotides. RefSeq names its product family with sequence similarity 110, member D (gene Fam110d). The record is from RefSeq and is a predicted model, not a curated record. Lineage: Eukaryota; Metazoa; Chordata; Mammalia; Rodentia; Chinchillidae.